CUCAGCCCACGAGUCUCUCACUAUUUCUAAAAUCUGUUAAAUAAAACUUGUUUUAAGUGUCUCGAAAGCUGCAUGUUUAAGAAAUUUAGUAAAAGCGAAAAUGUAAAGGGGGCUACUUUAUUGAAGAGCUCCGUUCAGCGAAGUAUACGCUCCAAAGUUUUGGAAUUAUAUCCUGUUAUAGAACAGCAUAUUGAUUGUAUCUUUCCGAAAAAGUGUUCGUUGUCCCUGAUAAAAUGUGACGAUAAGAUAAGCAUCGUUAGUGUUGAUGAGAAUCUCUUCUUCUUUUGCCAACAUGAUGGCGCUUUUAUACCUACACUUCGACUUAUUCACAAAUAUCCCAACUUACUCAAGAGACAACAGGUAGAUCGAGGUGCAAUUCGUUUUAUUUUGUCUGGCGCAAAUAUUAUGUGUCCAGGACUGACGUCUUCUGGAGCUUGCUUAAGUGAUGCUCAAGUGGGAGAUAUUGUGUCAAUUUAUGCCGAAGGAAAGGAGCACGCUUUGGCCGUUGGCAUAAUGCUCAUGCCCACCCUAGAAAUAAAGGCGAAAAACAAAGGAGUGGCAGUGGAAACACUACAUUAUUUAAAUGAUGGAUUAUGGAGAUUUAACUUAUAGCGUCAAGCAAUCCUAAC
Zophobas morio is the source of this 629-nucleotide messenger RNA. RefSeq names its product malignant T-cell-amplified sequence 1 homolog. The record is from RefSeq and is a predicted model, not a curated record. The coding region runs from base 73 to 612 and encodes 179 amino acids. The transcript has 6 exons. Gene Ontology annotation, molecular function: RNA binding. Gene Ontology annotation, biological process: formation of translation preinitiation complex. Lineage: Eukaryota; Metazoa; Arthropoda; Insecta; Coleoptera; Tenebrionidae.